AUGGCGGCUGCAUCGUUAGAUUCGGAAGCUUCCUUCCAGGAGAGAGCGCUGAAGAUCGGGGUGUCCACAUCAGUGCUCCGAGAAUUGACUGAUGCGGGGUACACGACUUUUGGGAAGCUGUGCUUUGCUGUGUCGGCCAAUCCGACGCAGAUGGAUGAUGGAGCAGUUGACACGUGGAUCCGAAGCGUCUUGUCUGAGGCACCGACUCCGUAUCAGACUUCAUGUCUUAGACGACUUCUCUUCGAGGCCAAUUCACUUAACAUAGCAGAUCUUCAUGCCCGAGUUGAACCCCCUUCUGACAAUGUGGUACGCCGGUUACCUGCAGCCGAGCGUGCAGCCAGGUCCCAGGCUCAACAGGCCAGGCUUACGGGGGUGGUUUUCACUCCGGACACCACUCCGGCUAAUGGGUUGGUUGAUCUUUUUGUGGGUCAGUUGGAGACGGAGAUCUUGCAAUACGUUGGACCUGAGAGAUGUGUUUCGAGAGCCCAGGAGAUGAUGUCGGUGAAGGUCGAUAAGACCAUUAACAUUGACCAAGAAGGCCGCAUGCGAGUAGCAUCAAAGCCUGCUGAGCUCAGGUGUGAAACCAGCUCCGAUGCCAAAUUAAGGUCUGCGUGGAACCGCCGAUCGCUUGCUAUGGACUUGGCAGGCCUGUGCUCUUACAUUCAGGUAGAAAAGUGGGUGCAGCACCUCUUUUCUCUGCAGGCCCGAGAGGAAAAGGCAAGAAGGGCAAAGAUGGGAAAGGAAAGAACGGUAAAGGCGAUGGCCAGCCUUCGAAACCUGAUAUUCCGGAGGGAUGCGUAUCUCGUACAGCUGAAAACAAGCCCAUAUGUUACGGGUACAAUCGCGGCACAUGUCGUUGGAAAGGAAAGUCAGGCCGAUGCCAGCGCGGGAUGCACAUUUGCUGGAAGGAAGGUUGUGGAAGGGCCAAGCCCUUCUACGAAUGCACCCAUAGUGGUUGAAUGCCGCGGCGAUGCUUCCACUGCCACCGUUGGUGGCACCCAGGAGGCUGCAGGUGCCAAUGAGUUGGCUAAAGAUUUCUUGUCACGAGGCCGGGUUACGCGCCAUCAGUUGACCAAGGUUUUUGCAGCUUUGCCAAAUUCCCAAGGCAGAAGGCAAGGUGAUCAAUUUUCCAAGUCAUUCGUGUGUGGAGCUUACGUUUUCUCUGGAAUUUCGGGUGUGUGUGGAACCACCCGCGACUUUGCAGAUUGCGUGCGAGCUUUCACUUCUUUCAUUCAUGAAUCUGUGCCGGACCACACUUACACUUCCAUUGCUCUGUUCUCUCAGGUCGAAGCCCCGGUGCACCAGGACUCCCACAAUCUUGCAGGAAGCCUCAACGCCAUUUUCGCGUUGUCUUCUUUCACAGGUGGAGGCAUCGUUGUGGAGGACCAUGAGGGUCCCGAGAGGGCAUCUUUCAGGGGGAAAAUUGUACAUGGCCGUGUUGUUCCCUUUGUUGAGAAUGUCAUCCUUUUCGAUGCUCAGUCCCAGAAACAUUGGACCCAACCAUGGACCGGAUCCCGACAGGUCAUGGUCGCCUACAGCGUGCCCAUGAAGGGCCUCUCUAAGGAGGAUGGGGUCUUCGCGGGCUCUGCCUCGUUAUCCAAAGCUUGGCAUCGCGCUGGCUUCCAGGUGCUCAGCUUCGACUGGAAGGUCCGAAACGUUCAGGCUACGGGGAUUCGAAUCUUUUGGGAUCUUCUUUUCAAGGUUAAGCCUGUGGCCGUUCACUUCGGAUUGCCCUGUGAUACUGCAUCUCGUGCUCGAGAGCGAGGAUUGCCGGGCAUAUCUGAGACCUCCCCCGAAGGUUUACGGCUUCAACAGGCCAACAAACUUUACGAGUUCACUCUGGAUGCUAGCCGUUCUUACAACAAGUUGCAGGUCACGGUGGAAGCCAUUGACUUCUUGAUGACAUCUCGUCCUGAACAGGCUGAGCUCCAUGCUAGGAUGAGUCCAUCGGUGGCAAAGGUGAUGAAAGACAAGAAGAUUGUGGCCCUCAAAACUUUGCUUUCGCAGGAGGGCUACGACGAUCUUGAAGCCGUGAACUUCUUGAGCGAAGGGGUAAAGGUGUUGGGAUCCGAAUUCCAUCCAGAAUGCUUUGAGAAGAAGGUCAAACCAGCUUCCUUGACUGAACAAGACCUCAGAGACACAGCCCAGGCCCGUCGUGAGGCCAUCGUAGGUUCGAAGCAGCGUCCAAUCGAUGACGCGUGCCAGUCUCAGACCAAUGCAGCUUACAGCACCACCAUUCGCCUCGAGCUUCACAAUGCUGACUACAUUGCGAGUGGCUUGGUGACCCUUCGCAACAAACCUGGCCGCGCAGAGAAGAUCUUGGAAGCUUUUGAGGAGGUAGACGCCCCGGAAGCCAUAACGAGACAUCAGAUUCAAGUCUUGCAUGGUUUGCUGAAUUUCGCUGCGGGAUUUUUAGCAGGGCGAUCGUUGAAGCACGUGUGCUACGAUCUCCUUGAACUUCUUGAAUGGAGAGGGACUUUGGCUUUCGCAAAGCUGAAGGAGCUGGCAAGACGAACUCGUGAGAUCCUUGAAGGGUCCCCUCCACGACUUCUGUCAUGCUUGUUCGCCCCCGAUCCCAUUUUGAUCUGGACUGACGGGUCAUGGGAGAGUGGCGUCGCUGGUAUCGGUGCUUGUGUGUGGGACCCUCUGUCUUCAGCGGGACGAGUCUUUGCAGGCGAAGCUCCGUCUUGGGCUCUCGACGCUUGGAGGGCUGACUUCGACACCGACCAGGAACCUCAGCUAAUCUGUCACAUUGAACUCUUUGUGAUGGUGACGAUCAGAUGGAUGCUCGCCGAGCGUCUGUUGAACAGGCGGGUUAUCCUGUUUGUCGACAACGAGUCGGCACGGUUUGCAAUCUUGAAGGGAGGCAGCCACAGCCGAGGUAUGAGUGAUUUGGUGAGGGCGUUUGAUCGCCCAGAUCUCAAACACCCGAUGCUCUAUUGGGUGGAUAGAGUACCGUCGUACAGCAACGUGGCAGACGGACCUUCGCGCAAAGACUGUCGGUGCGCUCUUAGUCUUAUGCGCACCACUGUGGUUGAGGAGUUCUUCUGGACGGAGCCUCUCAGAGCUUUGAUUUCGGCAGACUUGGCAAGGCGCAAAAG
Messenger RNA from Symbiodinium sp. CCMP2456, 3101 nucleotides. NCBI's taxonomy places the organism in Eukaryota, Dinophyceae, Suessiales, Symbiodiniaceae. The record is from the annotation of a GenBank genome assembly.